This is a messenger RNA of Otolemur garnettii (small-eared galago), 4300 nucleotides long. RefSeq names its product copine 4 (gene CPNE4). Gene Ontology annotation, biological process: cellular response to calcium ion. Bases 1025 to 2698 code for a protein of 557 amino acids. The transcript is spliced from 17 exons. Lineage: Eukaryota; Metazoa; Chordata; Mammalia; Primates; Galagidae. Gene Ontology annotation, cellular component: plasma membrane. Gene Ontology annotation, molecular function: calcium-dependent phospholipid binding. The record is from RefSeq and is a predicted model, not a curated record.
AGACUCGGCGAGUGAGUGAAUCUACCCAGAGUUGGAGCUUCCUUUGCGGCUUGGGAACACCAGUCCCACCGUGUCUCUGUGGCUUGCCUUUAGGUAAUUUUGACCAUGACUGUAGAACCCAGCAGCUCAGAAUCCGUGAAAAGGAGAGUGGGGAGGAGGCUUCUGUUGUCACUGUUGUAGACACUGAGGAUACAGAACUGAGCAAUGCUUUCACCAUUUGGGGGGACAAUUGAGAAUUCCUCUAAGAAGUUUCCUUGAAUGUGUGCAAAAAACCCCCAAAAAACUCCCACUCCUCCUCCCUCGAUACUAACUACUUUACUCUGGGUGGAGGUGAGGUCCAAGCGCUUGGAGAACUAAACACGCGUCCCCAGGAGCCCAGCGUGAGUAACAAAGCUGAGAAGCAGCCCCGAGUGUCGGCGCGGCAGGACCGCGGAGAGCGCCCCGGCCAAGUCCAGGGCGGGGCCGUGGCCCGCGUUCCCGGACGAUGCUCGUAUCCGCCGGAACCCCCCAGGGGGCGCUCGUGCGGAGGUUUCUGAACUAGUAUCUUGCCGGGUUGCUGGGCGCAUGGUUUCGUCAGAAGGUGGAAAUCUCUCUGUGAGAAGCUGCCGUCUCCCCGCCACCCGCUCUUGUCCCCUUGUCUUCUCUCCUUCCUCAUUUCCUUCCUCCCUCUCCUCUACACUUCCUCCCCCUUUCUCCAGUACCCUUCUCUUUACUCUUUGAGUUAACUGACAGCCGACCUGCCAUCUCCAGCAUUUCACCCUCUUCCCCCACCCCCAUCGCCAAGAAUGGAGUCAGGGUUUCCGGAGAGACCAAACUCUCCUCUCAGCAUCUCUUGCGUCCGCUGUUGCUAAACUGGCCUCAGAAGACGAGGGGGAGGGCAGUCCGACCCCCACCCCCUUACACCACUACACAACUACAACACAAGCCACCUUCACUCCAGAGGCGGAUUUUGCAUCCGAGGGGCGGGACAGACCUCGUCCCGGGCUGAAUUCUCUCUCUACUCUUGGAGCUUGGCACACCCAGAAUGAAGAAGAUGAGCAACAUUUAUGAGUCAGCUGCCAACACGCUGGGAAUCUUCAACAGCCCCUGCCUGACCAAAGUUGAGCUGCGUGUGGCAUGCAAAGGCAUUUCCGACAGAGAUGCCCUUUCUAAACCAGAUCCCUGUGUCAUCCUCAAGAUGCAGUCCCACGGGCAGUGGUUUGAGGUUGACAGGACAGAGGUGAUUCGCACCUGCAUAAACCCAGUGUACUCAAAACUGUUUACCGUGGACUUUUACUUUGAAGAGGUACAGCGCCUGCGGUUUGAAGUCCAUGACAUCAGCAGCAACCACAAUGGGCUGAAGGAGGCUGACUUCCUUGGUGGCAUGGAGUGCACACUUGGUCAGAUUGUUUCCCAGAGAAAGCUGUCUAAAUCCUUGCUGAAACAUGGGAACACAGCCGGGAAAUCCUCCAUCACGGUGAUUGCUGAAGAAUUAUCUGGAAAUGAUGACUACGUUGAGCUUGCAUUCAAUGCACGAAAAUUGGAUGACAAGGAUUUCUUCAGCAAAUCUGACCCCUUUCUGGAAAUUUUCCGGAUGAAUGAUGAUGCAACUCAGCAGCUGGUGCACCGAACUGAGGUUGUGAUGAAUAACUUAAGCCCAGCCUGGAAAUCAUUCAAAGUAUCAGUCAAUUCUCUAUGCAGUGGAGACCCAGACCGCCGGCUGAAGUGCAUAGUGUGGGACUGGGACUCCAAUGGCAAGCAUGACUUCAUUGGGGAAUUCACCUCGACAUUCAAGGAGAUGAGAGGAGCAAUGGAAGGGAAACAGGUGCAAUGGGAGUGCAUCAAUCCCAAGUACAAAGCCAAGAAGAAGAAUUAUAAGAACUCAGGCCUUGUGAUUCUGAAUCAGUGCAAGAUCCACAAGAUGCACUCUUUCUUGGACUACAUCAUGGGUGGCUGCCAAAUCCAGUUUACAGUAGCUAUAGAUUUCACUGCCUCAAAUGGAGACCCCAGGAACAGCUGUUCCCUGCACUACAUCCACCCUUACCAACCCAAUGAGUACCUGAAGGCCCUGGUAGCUGUAGGAGAGAUUUGCCAAGACUAUGACAGUGACAAGAUGUUCCCAGCCUUUGGGUUUGGCGCCAGGAUACCCCCAGAGUACACGGUCUCUCAUGACUUUGCAAUCAACUUUAAUGAAGACAACCCAGAAUGUGCAGGAAUUCAAGGAGUUGUGGAAGCCUAUCAGAGCUGUCUCCCGAAGCUUCAGCUCUAUGGUCCCACCAACAUCGCCCCCAUCAUUCAGAAGGUUGCCAAGUCAGCCUCGGAGGAGACUAACACCAAGGAGGCCUCGCAAUAUUUCAUCCUGCUGAUCCUGACAGAUGGUGUCAUCACAGACAUGGCGGACACCCGUGAGGCCAUUGUCCAUGCUUCCCACCUCCCCAUGUCGGUUAUCAUCGUGGGAGUGGGGAACGCUGACUUCAGUGACAUGCAGAUGCUGGAUGGUGAUGACGGGAUUCUGAGGUCACCCAAAGGAGAGCCUGUCCUUCGAGACAUCGUGCAGUUUGUGCCCUUCAGGAACUUCAAACAUGCAUCUCCAGCUGCCCUGGCAAAGAGUGUGUUGGCUGAAGUCCCAAACCAAGUCGUGGACUAUUACAAUGGCAAGGGGAUUAAACCAAAAUGUUCAUCAGAAAUGUAUGAGUCUUCCAGGACACUAGCUCCAUGAACUCCAUACACUUUUAUGAAGUUCUGAAAUACUAUUCCUGCUAAUAUUUAAUACUUCUACUACUCCCAUACUUAAAAAGAAAAUACACAUUUAAAAAUAGCACGUUUUGGUGAUUUUUAACUAACUGACAAUUAUUUUUGCAUGUGUAGCCCCAGGGCCUGGAUCUGUUAAGCCCUUGUAUUGUCAAAGACUUUUUACAAAGAGAUGCAAAUAAUAACAACUUACUCUUUACAUUACAGCAUGGCACCUUGAAAUAAAAUGGUAUCUGUAUCCGUUUUUUAUACAGGUUUGUUGAAAUUUUGCUAAAUUUCUUAUUAUCUUUACACUGUAAAGCAUUUUGAAACAAUAUUGAACGUUGAUAGCCAAAACACACUUGGUUUUAUCUGCUACAGGAAGAGAGACUUUUCAAAAUGGCAGAUGCAUGGACUGUAUUUUGCAUGUUUAAAAUAAAAAAAAAAAACCUCACACUGUUUUUGCAGUUAUUAUCUAUAAUUCCUCCCUGCUUAGACUGGUCUCUUUACUAAAGAAGAAGUUUAUCCACCUAGAGGUCUUCUUUUGGAAACAGGUCUGGGGCAUGUGACCCAGCACCUCAUACUUUACUGUGCACAAAAAUCACCUGAGAGUCUUAUUAAAAUUCAGAUUUUGAUGUGGUAGGUUUAUGUGGGGCCCAAGAUUUUACAUCUCUAAUGAGGUCCCAGGUGAUGCUAAUUCAGGCUUUCUACUGCACUAAGAGUAGGGAGGUUCUAACUUUAGAGUUUCAUAAUAGAGACCAUCUGAAACAGGGCAGCUCCUACUCUGCUUGAGAAUGGCAUCUCUUCCCUGCCCGUAGCAUAAAGGUCCUGCCUGUCUCAGAGGUGAGAGUAGAAAGUAAUGAGACUGAUUCCAGAAGCUGCACACCCCAAAUCAGUCUCACUGCUUUAUAAUCACACCUCUUCCUUAAAUUAGAUGAGGGAGUGCUCACCCUGGCCAGCCCCUGCCCUCUUAAAGGUGGCAUCACAGACCAUCACAUGGUUGGUUCCAUCUUUUGUCAACCCCAAAUAUCUCAAAGAGUCUUCAUUGGGACCAUGACAAUGAAAACCUGUCCACAGCAAAUGGCCAUGCAGUACAGUUCCCCACAGCUGGUCCACCAAGCUGACCUCUGAGCUUAGUGUGGGGCUGCUUUUUGCCUUUUUGUAAUUGCUCUUGAGAGCCAACUUUAUAAGCAGAAAUGCCUGGAAUCCUUGCUUUAGGUGGAAGAAUUUUGUUUGAAAACACAUAUAAGCUGGCUAGUCUUGAACCAAAAGAAGGAAUGUUUCACUUGUAUGAUCUCACAGGGAAACAGACAAGUGCUUGUAAGCAUAAAAGACACAACAAAGUGGGGAAGUAAAUCACAAUGAAAAAUAAAUCUAUUUGUUGUCUAUCUGUUGGGGGAAGCAGUAUUAACAAACAAAUCAAAUGCCUUGUAUGAUUUCCAGAGUUAUAAUUAUAGAUCCUUAUCUUGCAAAUACAAGUCAACCAAAUGCACAACAUUUUGGGAAUGAUGGCAAAAAUGUAUGACUGAAAAAACAAUAAAUACCUAAACUGUAUUGUUUUAUGAAUAAAUUGGUUACUUACAGCAUUUUU